Molecule: messenger RNA, 549 nt
Organism: Phycomyces blakesleeanus NRRL 1555(-)
Lineage: Eukaryota; Fungi; Mucoromycota; Mucoromycetes; Mucorales; Phycomycetaceae
Exons: 1
Coding region: 1-549 (182 amino acids)
Molecular function (GO): metal ion binding
Source: RefSeq, a predicted model, not a curated record
AUGGAGAACACUUUGAGCAGGUGGUUCAAAGCAGCUAGACCGAUUGUUCCCGCCAUGACUGCACUCCUUUCAUCGUCAUGCUGUAUUAUUCAACUUGCCCUCAAUUUCUUCUCAUUCUCUUGUGCCGGCUUUGCUGUCCUGACACCCUUCCGGCCUAUACUGACGGCGAUCACCAUUAUUCUCCUCACAUAUUCCUUCUACGCACGUGGGUGGAAGGAUAAGAAGAUGGCCGGAACCACUCUAGUCUCUAUAGUAUUGUUGGUGAGCCCAGAGAUUGUUGAAUGGAUCAAUCAGAACCAAACUCAGUCCCAGUUCUUGGCCGUCACGACAACCUACUUGGUGCAACUUCAAGGCUUAGGAUGUAUUGCCUGUGCCAACCGUAUCAAGAGCGCGCUUUUAGCUGUGGAUGUCAUUGAGUCUGCAACAGUGUUUUUUGAUAAUAGUUCUGCUGUAGUACGUGCCUCACAGGCUAAUGUAGCUCAUAUAGUCUUGGACACCAUAAAGGGCAUAGAUCUGAAAUACGAUGCAAAUAUUCUCGAAUCAUGGUGA